Messenger RNA from Diaporthe batatas, 1617 nucleotides. RefSeq lists its product as uncharacterized. The transcript is spliced from 3 exons. The record is from RefSeq and is a predicted model, not a curated record. Lineage: Eukaryota; Fungi; Ascomycota; Sordariomycetes; Diaporthales; Diaporthaceae. Bases 177 to 1460 code for a protein of 427 amino acids.
CUUUCUUAUUUCAAUUUAGGACUGACUCCGCACAUAAACCAACACAAUUGUUCCACCGAAUCAGUCUGUCUACAAACCCACUGCUGUUGCCACCAGGCUGAAACUAGUGUGCGGCAACGAGCUCCGAGUGCUCAAUCAUUCCCCAAAAUUCUUUUGUUAGCGCAGCCUGGGAGUAAAUGGCUCCUGUCUUACUAGACGAGGCUCCCGGGAUGCCGCCCAGCCAGGGCAAGCAAAAGGAGCCCCCAACAAGGGCAGACCCUAAAGUCGUAUCUAUAGGUCCAGCUCCACUUGACCCAGUUCCUGCGUUCAAUUCUCGGAUGUACUUACAAAUUGGGAUACUCAGCGGCUUGGUGCAGUUAAAAUUGGGUUAUUGGCGAAAUUUUGGUCAAAAAACUCAUUGCAUUCGGUCGCAAACCGGUGACACACAUCACUAUCUCAAGGCGGCCGCAAACCUUGCCCAGUUGUUUCCCCCAACGCUAGCGGCCCAGCCUCAGAUUGGCGUCGAAUCUGAGGACACCAUCACGUCCAUCUCUGGCAAUUCUUACCGCAGACAAGAAGAUCGACAUCACUUCUCAAUGGCUUCUGCCUUUGUAUCACGGUCCAGCUCUACUAUCAGUGGUUUUCCAUAUCCCAAAACAUUCAUGGCUGGCUUGAAGGACCCUGAAACCUCGGCACCUCCCGAAAACUUGGACGAUGCUCAUUCUGAAUCACGGGCCAGCAUGCCCAUUCAAGAUGUUGUGAGAGCCGGGGAUCAACAGACUCAAAAUCCACCAGAGCCCGAAAUUCAUUCACCUGAGUGGGAGUUCGGUGACGGGUGCUUCGGAAUAGGUUUCAAAUACAGGAGACCUGUGGACGCACAGGUCAAAAGUUCAACUCAACAACUCUAUGUGAACAUCGGUCUAUUUCCCCGUGGUCACGUUACCCCUGUUGAGCGGCUUAUUUUCGUGAGCAAACCGGAGUACCUAUUCUGGAAGCUGCAGUGGGCCGCUUUCCGACUACGGGGGUGGACUGGGGCUUUGUUGUCUCUCAGGCAUGUUCAGGAGUUCAAGCUAUACCAGUGUGACGUACGUAAUGGAAGCCAUGAACGAGUCCAGAUCGACGAGAAGGCCGCGGCCGAUUUGCGGCUGCUUCUUUUAUUAUAUCGGUGCUGGCAUGUUCCGCCGAGUAUCUCGCGGGAAUGGGCGCGCUGGAUUCAUGAAGAGUUUAAUUGUGGCUCUAAUGACGUCCUACAGGGCCGUUUCUCCAUCGAAUUAGUGCUGGGCUGGUCAUCAACGAGAAUAACAAUAGUUGUUCUGCUGCCAGUUCUGCUGAGCUUGGUAGUGGGUCUUUGGAUGAACUCGCAAAAUUGGACGGAUUUGGCUACAAUUCAGACGGCAUGGGGGACUGCCUCGUACAUCGUCACCGCAGGGGGCUUGACUGCGGCAUUGCUGGGGAUUCUUAGCAGCAUUGUUGACAAAUAGUUAUUAUUGUGUGCAAAGGAUGGAUUUUCGUGUGCGAUUUGGGUAGCCCACACAGUAAUGAGGACACAUCGGGGAGGGUAAUGCACUGAUUUUCACAUCUUAUGGUGUCUUAGGCGAGUAACAGAUUAACGAGAACCCCAUUUAUGAGUUAUGAACU